Messenger RNA from Spodoptera littoralis (African cotton leafworm), 1026 nucleotides. NCBI's taxonomy places the organism in Eukaryota, Metazoa, Arthropoda, Insecta, Lepidoptera, Noctuidae. The record is from the annotation of a GenBank genome assembly.
CUCGGUCGGUAGCUGCAUCUCUGUCGGCCGGGAGGAGAGGCGGUCCGCGGCCGCGGCUUGCGCCCCAAUGCUGGCGCGAUUUUCACCGCGCUUCCACGCGAAUCAUUACACGGAGAUAUCGCUCGUUUCCGAACACAUUCGCAAGUUUCCGCGCCGCGCCGCGACCGCACGUUCUCAUUUCAAAUCCACGCUCCAUAUUCCGAUUUUAUUUUUUUUAUUAGUGCUGCCAAUUGUGCUAAUUCGACUGUUUGCCAUAAUAGUGAUGUACUGACUCGACCACUACAUCGGACCGCUGACGUGGAUAGUGCAAUUAAUAACACCAUGUGCAUAUGAACGCGAAUUGCAAUUAACGGAAACUUGCAAAAUAAUACAUCGACGCGAAAUCAAUUAACAAACUUUAACCAGUUUAAUCGUUAGCAAUGGAACUGAAUUACAAAUACAAAUUACAAACACGAUAAUGGGACAUCUAGUUAACGACACGACCAGUGUUCAUUUGAAUUUCUAAACAGAUUCUUAGACAAACAUUUGUAAUUGGACGAUUUACGAAAAAAAAAAAUGGCGAGAUAAGCCGUCGGGGGUAGGGCGCGAAUUUAAUUGAAAUGUCAUCGAGCAGAUGAAAUGAAGACUUCGCUCGAAUGCGAGCGUGCCGAGACCGCCGAAAGCGGCGGGAAAGGCCGGAUAUCUUUUAGCGUGGACUCUCUGCUGGGGGGUAAACAGGACGCUCCGGUGAAGGACACUGUGGCCGACACGAACAGUAAUGACGCGGAGAGUACCGACGCGGCGCCUGAGAGCGACGAGAGUGACGUUGACAUCGAGGAUGUCGACUCGAAUGUUGAUGAUCGGGAAGAGAGAGAGAACGGUCACGAUGGGGAGGAGUUGGAGACGAGAGGCGGAGUGGUGGUGCCACAGCCGCUACUGCCGCGGCUGUACCAGGGCCCGCCGCCGCACUCCUGGCCGUUCGGAGCAUUUCCCUGGAUGGCUCCCAACCCAAUGUUUAGGGGAGGAUCUCCAAACAGUAAAUUGUAA